Molecule: messenger RNA, 2317 nt
Organism: Hyla sarda
Lineage: Eukaryota; Metazoa; Chordata; Amphibia; Anura; Hylidae
Product: signal-regulatory protein gamma-like
Exons: 6
Coding region: 379-1212 (277 amino acids)
Cellular component (GO): plasma membrane
Source: RefSeq, a predicted model, not a curated record
UUAAGAUUUUUAAAUAGAAGUAUUUCUGGCACCAGUUGAUUUAAAAAAAAAAAAUGUUUUUUACCGGAGUACCCCUUUAAGAGCAAAUUGGGGCAUAAAGCUGCUUUCAGACAUCUAUACAAACUGCAAAACUCUACAUUUAGGGUUUAUUAACCAUUUAACAUCCGGGUAAAGAUUGUGUAAGAGCCGUAAAUAUACAGCAUUGGCCGCAAGCUACUGCGGUGUCCUGGAAAUUGGGUCUUGGUCUCGUGAAGGCAGAGUCAGCAGAAUGGAUGUUCUAAGUGCAAAACCACAUUAGAAAUCUUUAGCGUUGGUAGCCCACCCAUUUCCAGAUACCCCUCCCUAUUUUCAUCUACUGGAUGAAUCGCACUACAUUGUAUGGGACCCAGCACCAUGGGCCAGACACCGUUCUUCUUCAGGGUCCUGAUCUGGAUCCAUUUGAUUCCAGCAGGGAUGUUUGAUUUAAAAGUUCUCCAGUCCCCUCCGUCUCUGGUCGUCACUCAGGGUCAGCUGACCAAGCUGGGUUGCUUUUUCUCUACUGAAUCUAAUAGAAAGGGUGCGGUGACCUGGUAUAAAGCUCCAUUAGAUGGGAACAUGACCUCCCUUCAAGCCGUUCCUCUGAGAAACCGCUUCUCUCUUGCUCACCCCAAGACUUUUCUGAGUGAAGGAGACGCCUCGCUGGUCAUCAGUAACAUCACCUGGGAAGAUGCUGGGAUUUACUUCUGCAACGUGUGUAUGUGGGAGAAGCCAGAGGAGCGAGGACCUGGGACCAGCCUCGUUGUGUACGCUCAUCCGUCACAUCCAGAGAUCUACCUGAAGGUAUCCGCCACGUCACAAGAAGACACAGUCCUUACUUGCCGCACAUCUGGCUACUACCCACCGGACAUCGCGAUAACUUGGCACAGCAAUGACAUUGACUUUCCCGAUCCUAGACCUUUAGAGAUAUGGAAGUCAGAUCACGGCAACUUUCAUGCUGCCCGUUACCUUGUCUUACCGUCAUGGUUUAAAACCAGCUUGCUGACUGUAUCCUGCAUUGUCCGUCACAUAUCUUUUCCAGCACCAUUGUACGCCAACUACUCUCACGAUCCGUCUCAGUCUGGCGUGAGCGGAUAUCGGCUCGUCGAAUAUCUGAACGUUCUUAAAAUAGCGCUGAUACUUGGCCUUACCAUCAGCAUUCUUCUGACAGUACAAAAGAGAUGCAAAAACAAAUGAGAAGAAUAAAGAUCCGACAUAUAUUCAGUACUGAGAAGGAAAUGGAAGGUGACACUGAUAAUUGCGCAGAUCCUAAUGAAUGACAUCAGAGCGAGAAGCAAUUGUGAUAAUCAGAUCAGUGACGGUCAUGUGCAGAUCUCACCCCGGGGCAACACAGCGCAGGAGGAAAUAUGGAACGCGCACAGACAGGCGACCUCUGAGAUUAUCCCCGAUCCUAAACACCUUAUUAGAUUCGCAAAUUGUAUCAUAUUAAAUAAUAUCAGGAAAUAAUGAAUGAUGUUUAUUGUAGCUGAAAGUCACUGUGUACAUACAUUACAUUACUUAUCCUGUACUGAUCCUGAGUUAUAUCCUAUAUUAUAAUCCAGAGCUGUACUCACUAUUCUGCUGGUGAAGUCACUGUGUACAUACAUUAUAUUACUUAUCCUGUACUGAUCCUGAAUUAUAUCCUGUAUUAUACUCCAGAGCUGUACUUACUAUUCUGCUGGUGAGGUCACUGUGUACAUACAUUACAUUACUUAUCCUGUACUGAUCCUGAGUUAUAUCCUGCAUUAUACUCCAGAGCUGCACUCACUUUUCUGCUGGCGAGGUCACUGUGUACAUACAUUAUAUUACUUAUCCUGUACUGAUCCUGAGUUAUAUGCUGUAUUAUACUCCAGAGCUGUACUCACUAUUCUGCUGGUGGAGUCACUGUGUACAUACAUUACAUUACUUAUCCUGUACUGAUCUUGAGUUAUAUCCUGUAUUAUACUGCAGAGCUGUACUCACUAUUCUGCUGGUGAGGUCACUGUGUACAUACAUUACAUUACUUAUCCUGUACUGAUCCUGAGUUAUAUCCUGUAUUAUACUCCAGAGCUGCACUCACUAUUCUGCUGGUGAGGUCACUGUGUACAUACAUUACAUUACUUAUCCUGUACUGAUCCUGAGUUAUAUCCUGUAUUAUACUCCAGAGCUGUACUCACUAUUCUGCUGGUGAGGUCACUGUGUACAUACAUUACAUUACUUAUCCUGUACUGAUCCUGAGUUAUAUCCUGUAUUAUACUCCAGAGCUGUACUCACUAUUCUGCAGCAUCAGACCUGAAAUCUCCAGGCAUUUCCUGUUGUUCGG